AUGGCUCCAGUUUUGUGGUGUUUGUGCAGAGGUGGUGCACAACAAACUCCCUGGGCCAAGCUGGGAUUCUCUUUAGCUCCUGGUGCUGUGCCCCUAAAGAAGGAGUCAGAGUCUGAGAACAAGCUGGAUGGAGAGACAGCGUCAGACAGCGAGAGCAAAUGCGACUUUGGGGGUUCAUCCCCGGUGCCGACCUCGGACGACACCCCAGAGGUGCUGAACAGGGCCCUGUCCAACCUGUCCUCGAGAUGGAAGAACUGGUGGGUGAGAGGCAUCCUCACACUGGCAAUGAUCACCUUCUUCUUCAUCAUCAUCUACCUGGGCCCCAUGGUGUUGAUGACCAUAGUGAUGUGUGUCCAGAUCAAGUGCUUCCACGAGAUCAUCACCAUCGGCUACAACGUGUACCACUCCUACGACCUGCCCUGGUUCAGGACGCUCAGCUGGUACUUCCUGCUGUGUGUGAACUAUUUCUUCUACGGCGAGACGGUGACAGAUUAUUUCUUCACCCUGGUGCAGAGGGAGGAGCCCCUGAGGAUCCUCAGCAAAUACCAUCGCUUCAUCUCCUUCGCCCUCUACCUGACAGGUUUCUGCAUGUUUGUCUUGAGCCUGGUGAAGAAACACUACCGCCUCCAGUUCUACAUGUUUGGCUGGACACACGUGACGCUGCUGAUCGUCGUCACCCAGUCCCACCUCAUCAUCCACAACCUGUUUGAGGGAAUGAUCUGGUUCAUUGUCCCCAUCUCCUGUGUCAUCUGCAACGACAUCAUGGCCUACAUGUUCGGCUUCUUCUUCGGCCGCACGCCGCUCAUCAAGCUCUCCCCAAAGAAGACCUGGGAGGGUUUCAUCGGAGGAUUUUUCUCCACCGUUCUGUUUGGAUUGCUGCUGUCCUACGUGAUGUCCGGGUACCGCUGCUUCACCUGCCCCGUGGAGUUCAACAACGACACCAACAGCUUCACCGUGGACUGCGAGCCCUCGGAGCUGUUCCAGCUGCAGGAGUACAACAUCCCCGUGCUGCUGCAGUCCCUGCUGGGCUGGAAAACGGUGCGGAUGUACCCCUUCCAAAUCCACAGCAUCGCCCUCUCCACCUUCGCCUCCCUCAUCGGGCCCUUCGGGGGCUUCUUUGCCAGCGGCUUCAAAAGGGCCUUCAAAAUCAAGGACUUUGCCAACACCAUCCCGGGCCACGGGGGGAUCAUGGAUCGCUUCGACUGCCAGUACCUGAUGGCCACCUUCGUCAACGUCUACAUCGCCAGCUUCAUCAGAGGCCCCAACCCCAGCAAACUGAUCCAGCAGUUCCUGACCCUGAGGCCAGAGCAGCAGCUGCACAUCUUCAACACGCUCAAGGCACACCUGGUGGACAGGGGGGUUCUGGGGAGCCUGGAGGAGGCGUAGAGCUGCCUGCAACAGGACUGGGAACAGGUUCUCCUCCAGGGAAUCCCUGCCUUGCCUGAUCUAAGACAAUAACAAGGCCUCGUUUCACUGUAACUUUUCUUCCUUUCUUGGUAAAUGUUUGCAUUUGUGGU
Cyanistes caeruleus (blue tit) is the source of this 1517-nucleotide messenger RNA. The record is from RefSeq and is a predicted model, not a curated record. NCBI's taxonomy places the organism in Eukaryota, Metazoa, Chordata, Aves, Passeriformes, Paridae.